ACCACGACCUCGCAAAUAUUCUUUCUCCCUAUUUUAUUUCUGAUAUUUCCGACAUUGGGCAGUGCUCCGUAUGUCAUCGAACAUACCCACACGGCGUGUGACGCGGGCAACUCGCACGACUAUUCUCAGGGAUAAGGAGAAUUCUACUCGAAAUCGAACUACUACGACACGUGCGAAACCCCCAUCUACAGCAAAUGCUGUCGAGAAUGCAAGGCCAACGGGCAUCGCGCGCGCCACCACGUCUACCGCGGCAACUAGGGCUAAGUCUGUAGCCCCGCCAGUGUCUCGAGUAGACCCAGCGCCCCAGAAGCGCAAAAGGGAGGCACUAGGUGAGGUACCGAAGCCACCAGAAAACAAGGCUGUAAAGCCAGCAAAUGCCGGACCCGGUCCCUCUGCGGUCAAGGGCAAGGAUCGGGUCAAGGAUUUGAAGGAAAAGUUCGAGGGAGUCGUGCUCAAGAAAGCGACGACAACGACGACAACUACUGUCACUGCUGCAUCGCGUCGUCCGCUUCGCACUGUUGGUGGAACGGUGGCCGUCCCAAAUUCGUCGACACGACGAAUCACGAGGAGUUCUGCUGUAACACAGCAGCAGCCACAGCUCCAAGCGCAAUUGGAACAGGUCAAGGAGGAGGAGGAAGUUCCAGAGAGCGACCAUGCUAUGGUUGUCGAUCAUGAACCGAUUGUCCCCGUACCCUCUCCUAAGCGUUUUACGGCCGCACGACGAUCCGCGGCUACAGCCCAUCAACCUGUGGUGCGCGAUAGUCGAACUCCGAGACGCUCCAUUCCCCGGCCAGUCAUCGUACGGCACGAAGAUGACGAGGAAACGAGACGUGUCUUCAAGAAGCGUCGUACAUCGUCGGAUCUACCGGAUGAGGCGGCUGCAGCGGAGGUCGAGGAGGUGGUCGGCUUUGCUGGGACCCCAGAGGCAGAUCCAGAAGGGCCAGACUGGGAUGACCUCGAUGCGGGCGAUGCAGAUGAUCCGCUCAUGGUCAGUGAGUACGUCGUCGAGAUUUUCGACUAUCUCAAGGAAGUCGAGCAAACGACCCUACCAAAUCCGAACUACAUGGAGAACCAGAAAGACCUCGCAUGGAAAAUGCGGGGAAUCCUUAACGACUGGCUCAUCCAAGUGCAUUCACGCUUCAAGCUCUUGCCAGAGACGUUGUUCCUAUGCGUCAACAUCAUUGACCGGUUUCUCUCCGCGCGCGUCGUCUCGCUGGCCAAGUUGCAGCUAGUCGGUGUCACCUGCAUGUUUAUUGCGGCCAAGGUGGAGGAGAUUGUUGCGCCGAGCGCGAAGAACUUCCUUUACUGCGCAGACGCUAGCUACGUUGAGAACCAGAUCCUGCUGGCGGAGCGAUACGUCUUGAAGACGAUUGAUUGGAACCUCAGCUACCCAAACCCGAUCCAUUUUCUGCGACGGACGAGCAAGGCAGACGACUACAACAUCCAGGUGCGCACGAUAGCCAAGUACCUGAUGGAGAUCCAAUGUCUCGAGUGGCGCCUGAUUGCUGCGCCGCCGUCGCUGCUCUCGGCUGCCGCCAUCUGGUUUGCACGUAUUAUUCUGGGCUUCCUGGAUUGGACGCCAAACCUGGCGCACUAUUCAUCAUAUCCGGAACACGCCCUCGUGCCGACGGCGAAUCUCAUGCUCAACUACGUGCUGAGGCCGAUCCGACACGAGUCGUUCUUCAAGAAGUAUGCAUCGAAGAAGUUCUUGAAGGCGAGCAUCUGGGUGCGGCAGUGGGCACUGGACAAGUGGAAUGAGAACACUACAGUCUCUCUGGUUGAUGUCCUACCAGAACUCAAGGCUCUGAUUCGCGAGCAGAAUGCGGAGCUCGAACGUCAAGAAGCAGAGGCAGAGGCAGAAGCUGCAGCACGCGAAGACAUGCGCUACUAUGUGGAUGACCGGUACCAGCACGGCACAUAGGACAACGAAUUGUGUGUAUCCCGUAGCGACCUCUGCCGCCUCCUGGCUCGUUUCAUCCUGUAGCACCGACCGCCCUGCACUCGUUCUCGGACUGCAUAUUCUUGCAUACCCUCGCAUUCUUCAUUGUUCUCUUAUCUCGCCUCUGUUCACCUUCACCCGGUGUGUUGUCGUCCUGUUAGCUGGUUCUCACUUCCUAACCCUUCCCGGUACGUACACCACCCCUGCACAACCUGCAUGUCCCACAAUAUGAGCUAUGAAGUUCCCCAGUUGUCAUAAUACGCAGCAUUGCUUUGUACAACAACACAUACAUAUGAUGAUAUGAACAAAUGGAGUAGAUUGUAUUCCAUGC
Molecule: messenger RNA, 2270 nt
Organism: Postia placenta MAD-698-R-SB12
Lineage: Eukaryota; Fungi; Basidiomycota; Agaricomycetes; Polyporales; Adustoporiaceae
Exons: 5
Coding region: 71-1921 (616 amino acids)
Biological process (GO): regulation of cyclin-dependent protein serine/threonine kinase activity; G2/M transition of mitotic cell cycle
Cellular component (GO): centrosome; nucleus; cytoplasm
Molecular function (GO): cyclin-dependent protein serine/threonine kinase regulator activity
Source: RefSeq, a predicted model, not a curated record